Molecule: messenger RNA, 357 nt
Organism: Dentiscutata erythropus
Lineage: Eukaryota; Fungi; Glomeromycota; Glomeromycetes; Diversisporales; Gigasporaceae
Source: the annotation of a GenBank genome assembly
AUGCAUUUUAUUCGAGUAGUGUGGAACUAUUUUAAAUUUUCAGGAGAGAGGGACGUAGAUGAAGAUGAUAUGUCAAGAGCAUUAAUUUUAUAUACAGAAGAGUUAGAAAAGAAAUUAGGAGACAUAAAAAAGUUUAAUUAUUCAAAGUUUAAAGAUAGAAAAUUUAUUGGUCGUGGGGGAUCAGCUGUUGUUUAUUCGGCAGUUUUUCAUGGGAAAAAGUACGCACUAAAAAGUUUAAACAAUAAUUUAAGUAUUGAUAAAAAAAUAUUUAAGGAGACAAAACGUGAGCUUGGAAUUCUUUACCAACUUGAUCAUCCAAACAUUGUUAAAUUUCAUGGAGUUUCAAUUGGCAUGUAA